AUGGAACUGUAUAUUCUAAUUUCUCUCUUUUUAUCCAUCCCCAUUACUUCUCAUUCCCUUAACAUUCUAUUCUAUGUUCCUACUCUGUCCCAUAGUCAUAUCUCAUUCAACACUAAACUUGCCGAAGUUCUGACGUCUUACGGUCAUUCGGUUACUGUACUUUUGGCGCAAGUCGACGAUACUCUCCUUAUCGAAAACGUCACGGAUUAUACUGUACUUCGGAAGAAAGUUGGCGUACCACGUGGGCAUUUGAGACAAGUUUUGUGGAGUAAUCCGGGUCCGUAUGAGGAUAGUUCCCCGUUGAACCCUCAUAUUUUCUACAAGUUGCUGAAAGUUUCGAGGACUUUUGUGACUGCUUGUGAGAAUAUUGCAUUCGAUUCCCUAUUUUUGGACAGUUUAAAGGAACAACGGUUUGAUGUAGGAUUGGUGGAACAGUAUGACUCCUGCGGAUUCGGUAUAUUCAAGGCGAUUGGAAUCGAAAGCACUGUUUGGUUAUCGGCCACUGCAAUAUACAGACCACAAGCCGAGGCUUUAGGAGUCUACUUGCCGUAUAGUUAUGUUCCAGAACUGUUUGCCCACUUCUCCGAUAAGAUGAGUUUUCUUCAAAAAGUGAUCAACGUCCUCAUCGGACAAGCCACCUCAUUUGUUCUCGACGUCUUUGUUCAAGGAUUUCAAUCGAGAAUAUUCAACCAGGACUUGGCUUCAAUUUCCAAAGAAACCUCAUCACUCAUGAUUAAUUCUGUUCCAUUUUUCGACUAUUCCAUGCCCAGCAGUCACCAAUUUUCGAAUAUCGGAGGGAUUACGGUAGACAAAAAGGGGACGAAGAAGUUGGAUCCGUACUGGCAAUCUAUCGCAGACUCUGCAGAAAAUGGAUUCGUCCUCGUCAGUUUUGGAGGAAUCGCCCGUACCAUUGACAUGACUUCUUCGAUGCAGAAGAUCUUUUUCGAUAGUUUUUCGAAAUUUCCUCAUAUCACAUUCAUUGUAAAAUACGAAUUCACUUCUAACUCUACCGCCACAAUGCCAGAUAAUGUCAUAUUGACUCCAUGGAUUCCCCAAUUGCCAUUGAUGGCACACAAGAAUUAUAAAACGAUUAUAACUCAUGGUGGAUGGAGUAGUAUUCUGGAGACGACGAUGCACUCGAAGCCAAUGAUUUUGAUGCCGUUAUUCGCGGAUCACGCGAAGAAUUCGAAAGUUGCCGAAUCGAAAGGAGUCGCUGUUUUGUUGGAUAAAAUGAGGCUGAGUCAGCGGAGAGUUGUGCAUGCAAUUAACACGAUUCUGACUAAUCCGAGAUAUACCCAAAACUGCGAAAAGUUCUCUCGAAUGUUCUCCGAUACUCCGAUUCCACAUGAAGAUCUCAUUGAGUGGAGAAUCCGACAAGCAGCCAAACCAUCCAGAAAAGCGUUUGCGAGACAUCUUCGACCCAAGGAACCCGAUUUUUCAUUGCUGAAAAUUAGUUUAAUUUUAGUUCCAGCUUUUCUAGUUUUCUUUACAAAAAGGUUUAGGUGA
Molecule: messenger RNA, 1506 nt
Organism: Caenorhabditis remanei
Lineage: Eukaryota; Metazoa; Nematoda; Chromadorea; Rhabditida; Rhabditidae
Exons: 6
Coding region: 1-1506 (501 amino acids)
Molecular function (GO): UDP-glycosyltransferase activity
Source: RefSeq, a predicted model, not a curated record